Molecule: messenger RNA, 2784 nt
Organism: Rhinocladiella mackenziei CBS 650.93
Lineage: Eukaryota; Fungi; Ascomycota; Eurotiomycetes; Chaetothyriales; Herpotrichiellaceae
Exons: 8
Coding region: 1-2784 (927 amino acids)
Source: RefSeq, a predicted model, not a curated record
AUGAGCUACCGUCGCCGGUACAACACCAUGGGUGCAAACAACUCCAAGAUGGAUACCGACGACGCUACUGUUCAGCAAGAAGGAAACAGAGCCGAAUCAGAUAUCGUACCAUCCGUCAGCUCAACGGCCAGUAGUGAGCGUCUUCCACCCAUUGAGAGUCGCGAAACUGAGACUGGCUUUACUUCCACAAACAGACUAUACAUCACACGACCGUCGCUGCUCAUUUGUCCAACGCCAGUCCAGGAGCGUCCUUCAUCUCCGGGGCCACAGCCACCGAAGAAGAGAAGGCUCAUGGCAACAACGCAGGCCGUUGAUAUUGCAUCGCUGAAAUCUGAGGCCUUCCAAGACAUGGGCCAGACUCCCUGUGAGAAAGUCGGUGAAUAUUUUGACCAUGGAUGGAGUAACCCAGCGAGGGUGAUCGAACAAUCUGUUGUCGUGCCAGUCUCAGAUAUUUCGACCAUUUCGGACUCUACGGACUCUCUGAGACCUGGAUAUGAGAUACAUCAUAGUCAAUCAAAUGGCAUCGGUCACAUCCUGUACCGGGACGAUAAGGAUACUCGGCUCAGCAAACGGCUCGAGGAGGAGGAGGAUGGUUCUAAGACGCUUAGUCCAACAGCAUAUGGCAAAACCCUCACUAAAAAUGAAAAAGAGGAGCAAAUACCCAAGGACCGGCUUGCAUUUCAAAGUAGCAACAUCAAAUUAUCGAAGUUUCACGCCGCGGCGGGAAACAAACACACCCCUUCCGGUCGGGCUUUUGAAGAGAAAGAUGCAGUCCAAAAGAAAGCUAGGAGGAACAUGCUUAGAGAUCAACAAGCCGGAACUGAAAGAAGGAGGAUGCUUCGACCGAGGGCAAUGGAACGGAGAAAGGCGUUGGAAUCUUCUACUGCGAUAGAUCUUCCGACAAAUUGGGAUCUCCUGAGCAAAGAGUUGAAGGAUACCGCGAAGGCCAAUCGGCCCACAAACAUCCACCAGCCAGAGCCAAAUCUGGAAGCACUCCUUGAUUUUGCAAAAGAAACGGCCUGCCAAAACUCAAAACCAGCAAUGCCUAUGCCCAGAGAGGCAUUGAAGAUGCCCCGCCAUAGAUCGGAUCUGAACACCCUGCAUCCUGCCUCAAGAGCAGCAGCUGAGCAGUUCAGGACACAAGAUAGACAUCUGAGUACCCAGAGAGAAGCAGCCGCAAGUCAUUUUUCUAGCCUAGAAGGGCGGGAGCGGCGACUUCUCGAGAUGAAGGAGGCGAAACUUACGACAGCUUUCGGCUCACCAACGUUGACGCGUCUUGUUAGAGACUUGACGCUUCCACUGAACUUGGACAAGGAAGUCGAAGAAAAGGAGCUUUGGGAAGUGCGAAAAUUUAUCUCGUUGGUCGUCGAUCGGGGCGAGUUUGGCAAGCUCAAGCGAAUCCGAAUUCAAAAGAUUCGGGACAAUAUGAAACGGAGAGUCCAGGACGACGAACAGCCUCCUCAGGACGAAAUAAACGUGUGGCUUGUGAGGAUUUUCAGCAUGGAAACUCUUGAGCGUGUCAAACGCGAGCUGGAACAGAUUGAUGAUCGAGUCAAGGAGCUUGGUGAUCUCCGCUGUACUGUCAGUGGCCAGCGACACAAUUCCAGGCCAAAACUGACGAAGGGCAACCGGAUUCCAACACCUCACGACCAAGUCGGCUUUCCGACAAGAGUUCAAAUGCAACAGAGAAUCGACGGCAAGCCCAAUAUGAAUCUCAGGAUAGGCCCUGACCACCAAAGUGACCACGACGAGAGGGAAGAAGACGAAGGGGCAGACCUGGUCUACGGUGCUGAUCGUGAUGUGUCGACAUCAUCGAGCUUUACGACUCCCCUACCGUCUCCCCGCUCGCAAGAUUCGGAAAGGAUACAGGGCAUCGAGGAGAUCAAUCGUUUAGAAAACUCCCGACAAAUCGAGCACGGGUCCCAUUUUUCACGACGCUCGACACAAAGCAGCCGGCGCGGAAGUCAGAAAUUUGACUUGGAGUUGCUCAAACGAAUACAAAGGAAGAAAGAAGGGAAAUCCAGAAUAGAAACCAAUUCAGAUCACUCAGCUGAUGCUACAGUCACCGAGGGCGACACCGAAACCGAGUCGUCAGAGUCGUCAGAGUCGUCAGAGUCGUCAGACGACGAGGAGGAAGAAGGGCAACAAGUCUUCAAAUAUACUGUCUUGGGUGCGUUCGCUGAUGGUGUCGAUGCAGGCUAUUGGUCUCUCGACGUCGAGCAUCGCCAUGGCUUUAUGGAACAGCACCUCAUGAUUGGAGAAGACGUCGACGUCGAAGCUCGCGUCUGGGUCGAAAAGGAGCUUGUCGAUCUGGACUGCAAGGCUUUUCGCUUUGCAAAAGCUCGGAACGUUGUCACUGAAACAGUCCUGUUCGCCGUCGAAUGGGAAAAGACUCUCUUUGGGUCCGAGCCUGAUGUCACGUUGUCUCCCAAAGAGCCUGCCACGACCGCCAUCCCAGGCCAGGACAUCAAAUACUUCACCGCUGCGGUGCUCGCGAAUUGGCAUGCGACAGACCUUUAUAUGGCGUGGUAUACGACCUUUUUGCCAGGCAUGCGCAACGAAGGGUACCAUCGGCUAGAAAGCGAGGCGGUCGAGAGGGAUCUGAAAAGCCUGGGAAUUUGGGGUCUUUGGAGUCGAGAAGAGACGUUUGAACGUGUGUGUGCAGCGGGACAGAGACAAGAAAGCGAGAAUGGCAGUGAGAGCGGAAGGGGGAACCAGCAGAAGGUUAAAGAGAGAUUCAAAGUCUGGGUUCGUCAGAUUGAAGUUUUGGGACCUGGGAACUGA